Messenger RNA from Menidia menidia (Atlantic silverside), 581 nucleotides. The record is from the annotation of a GenBank genome assembly. Lineage: Eukaryota; Metazoa; Chordata; Actinopteri; Atheriniformes; Atherinopsidae.
UCAGCUCACUGUGGAGACAGCUCACUGUGCAGGGACACUCCUACAGCAUUUGCUUCUGGAAGGAAAGACUUUCGCACUCAAUCUGUGCAGUCUCUCUGUUUUCUCAACAAUGCGUCUCUACCAGAGCAUAAAGGUGUCACAAAAGAUGGGAGUCAGGAACAGAAAAGACAGACCUCACUGCUGGACGAUCCCACCUCACCAGGUGACUGAAAAUCAACAACAGGAGGAAGAUGACAUCAUCAAACCACAAAAGCUGAUAAAUCCCAUGCUGGCCUCUCUCCAACACAGAACUCUUCAUCAGGAGCUUCUAUUCUGUUACAGGAGAGGUGUGCUGCCGCGAAGGAAGCCAGAGCUCCAGCGUGUGAUGGAACAUAAAAGGAGAGAGCAGCUUCAGAAACAGGAGCUGGCUCUCCAUCCUCCCUCUGACUUGGAGAGGAAGCUGCACAUAAGACAGCAGAGAAUACAGUUUUAUGAGCUGGAGGAGAGGAGGAGGGCCGAAAAACUGAAAAAUAUCCCUGAAUUUCUUCGUGUGAGACAAACUCUGCGGCCAAUAUCAAAUUUGUCCUAGGGACUUCCAAGGG